Myxocyprinus asiaticus (Chinese sucker) is the source of this 4122-nucleotide messenger RNA. Its product is annotated as cullin-4B-like. The transcript is spliced from 20 exons. The record is from RefSeq and is a predicted model, not a curated record. Lineage: Eukaryota; Metazoa; Chordata; Actinopteri; Cypriniformes; Catostomidae. Gene Ontology annotation, cellular component: Cul4B-RING E3 ubiquitin ligase complex. Gene Ontology annotation, molecular function: ubiquitin protein ligase binding. Gene Ontology annotation, biological process: DNA damage response; ubiquitin-dependent protein catabolic process; protein ubiquitination. Bases 456 to 3044 code for a protein of 862 amino acids.
CAAAGAAGAAGCAGUGCGCACGCCAACGGUCGCAAGUACUUCCGGCGGGUCAGCUUCGCCUUUUCGAGAAGUUAUUAUUUUCCAGCAGACUUUUCCUCAAAAAUAAAACACAAAGCCAUCUCUCGAGCAGAAAGACAACGUCCAGCAGAAUGUUUUAACACAAACAAGAGAUUGCGAAAAGGAGUUGUAAAUCCAAUAGACUUUGUGCACCGCACAGGACUGUGCUCGAGAGAGAGGAAGCAGUAUUCAACCAUCUUUCCUCUGCUGGCAAUAACAAGAACGGAGAAGAGGGUCCAAGUGGGGGCUACACUUCUCCAUUUAUCCUCAUUUCUCCUUAUUCAAACACGGAGUCGUGAGGUUGGACUUUCCCCGACCGAGACCGAGGAAUAUAAAGCAUCCACUCUCGGGAUCGUAGCAUUAGUAGACUAGCUAUUUGAUUUAGAAUUUCUUUUUUAAUGUUUCCAACAGGUUUACCUUCCCCUAAUGCCCCACCGCCAGCCCAAGAGCCCAGACCGGCAGCUUCUGAUGUUCACAUCGACAGUAGCUUAACAUCUUCUAAAAAGAGGAAAAUAAACAGUUCCGAUAAGGAGGACAUUGAUUCAAUAGCUUUGUCUCCUAAAGCCAUUUGCAAUUCCUCCUCCACAACCACCACGUCCUGCUCUCCCACUUCUGCACAGCAGCACAUCCAGAAGAAGUUGAGGUUCGAGGACCCGGUGGAUUUGAUCGGACUGGAUGUGAAGAUGGCCGAAGAGUCGUGUAUCCCCGCUGCAUCGUGUUCAAAAGCGAAAAACUCGUUUCUGUCCGGAGGUGUAGAUCAUCACUCGAACGGACUGACCAAGUCUGCGGGCUCCGCCACCUUCUCUAAUAAUAAACCCGGUGCUGCAAAAAAACUUGUUAUCAAGAACUUUAAAGAAAAGCCAAAAUUACCAGAGAACUACACAAAUGAGACCUGGCAGAAGCUGAAGGAGGCAGUGGAGGCCAUACAGAACAGCACUUCAAUAAAGUACAAUCUAGAGGAGCUCUAUCAGGCUGUUGAAAACCUGUGCUCUCAUAAGAUAUCUGCCAAGCUCUAUAAACAGCUCAGAGUGGUCUGUGAAGACCAUAUCAAGGCACAGAUUGACCAGUUCAGAGAGGAUGCCCUAGACAGUGUACUAUUCCUGAAGAAAAUAGACAAAUGUUGGCAAGAUCACUGCAGACAAAUGAUCAUGAUUAGGAGUAUAUUUUUGUUUUUGGAUCGCACAUAUGUUUUACAAAAUUCAAUGCUGCCAUCAAUCUGGGACAUGGGUUUGGAGUUGUUUCGUUUUUAUAUCAUCAGCGACCUGAAGGUGCAAAGUAAGACAAUUGAUGGAAUCCUGCUUCUUAUUGAAAGGGAGCGGAGCGGGGAGGCUGUAGACCGCAGUCUCUUGAGGAGUCUACUGAGCAUGCUCUCAGAUCUGCAGAUUUAUCAGGAUUCAUUUGAGCAGCGCUUUCUGGAGGAGACAAAUCGGCUGUAUGCUGCGGAGGGCCAGAGGCUCAUGCAGGAGAGAGAGGUGCCACAGUAUCUUCAUCAUGUCAAUAAACGGCUGGAAGAGGAGGCAGACAGAGUUAUUACAUACUUGGACCAGAGCACACAAAAACCCCUUAUUGCCACAGUAGAAAAGCAACUGCUUGGAGAACACCUCACUGCAAUACUUCAGAAAGGUUUGAAUAACCUGCUGGAUGAGAACCGUAUUCAGGAUCUGUCUCUGCUGUAUCAGCUCUUUAGUCGUGUGAGGGGGGGCGUGCAAGUUCUGUUGCAGCAUUGGAUCGAGUACAUCAAGGCCUUUGGAAGCACAAUUGUCAUCAACCCUGAGAAAGACAAGACAAUGGUUCAGGAGCUUCUGGAUUUCAAGGAUAAAGUCGAUCACAUCAUUGACAUAUGUUUCAUGAAGAAUGAGAAGUUUGUAAAUGGUAUGAAGGAGGCCUUUGAGACUUUCAUCAACAAACGGCCCAACAAACCUGCAGAGCUCAUAGCAAAAUAUGUGGAUUCAAAGCUACGUGCAGGAAACAAGGAAGCAACUGAUGAGGAACUUGAGAAAAUGUUAGACAAGAUAAUGAUCAUUUUCAGGUUUAUUUAUGGCAAAGAUGUUUUUGAGGCCUUCUACAAGAAAGACCUUGCAAAGAGGUUACUGGUUGGAAAGAGUGCCUCUGUAGAUGCAGAGAAAUCAAUGCUGUCAAAACUGAAACAUGAAUGUGGAGCUGCAUUUACCAGUAAACUGGAAGGAAUGUUCAAAGACAUGGAGCUUUCAAAAGACAUAAUGGUGCAGUUCAAACAGCACAUCCAAUGCCAAAAUAUUCCCGGAAACAUCGAGCUGACUGUGAACAUUCUCACUAUGGGUUAUUGGCCAACUUACAUCCCCAUGGAAGUACAUCUGCCUCCAGAGAUGGUUAGAUUACAGGAGAUUUUCAAGACGUUUUACCUGGGCAAACACAGUGGGCGGAAACUACAGUGGCAAUCAACAUUAGGACAUUGUGUGCUAAAGGCUGAAUUCAAAGAAGGCAAAAAAGAGCUGCAGGUGUCACUGUUUCAGACAUUAGUUCUGCUAAUGUUUAAUGAAGGGGAGGAGUUUUCUCUGGAGGACAUCAAACUGGCUACAGGCAUAGAGGACGGUGAGCUUAGGCGGACUCUGCAGUCUCUGGCCUGUGGAAAGGCACGUGUCCUUACCAAAACUCCAAAGAGCAAAGACGUGGAAGAUGGAGACAAGUUCUCAUGUAAUGAUGAUUUCAAACACAAACUCUUCAGGAUUAAGAUCAACCAGAUCCAGAUGAAAGAGACGGUGGAAGAACAAGCCAGCACUACUGAGAGAGUAUUUCAAGACCGUCAGUACCAAAUCGAUGCUGCCAUUGUUCGAAUCAUGAAAAUGAGGAAGACUCUAAGCCAUAAUCUUCUGGUUUCUGAGGUGUACAACCAACUCAAAUUUCCAGUCAAGCCUGCUGAUCUGAAGAAGAGGAUAGAGUCACUAAUUGACAGGGACUACAUGGAAAGGGAUAAGGAGAAUCCAAAUCAAUACAACUAUGUGGCUUAGAGAGCGAGAGAAUAAAAGGGGUAGAUUAGGGAUGGAAGAAAUGACAGGAGGAGGCUGUUCUCAGUGACGUUGUUUACUUCCCUUUGCACAUGGAACAUCUUGUUCCAGUUUUUGUUCACUUUACCAUCUUCACCCCACUGACCAACAACUGAAUCAGUUUUCUCUUCAUGGCUUUGUCAGGGUGUCUCCCCCCCCCCUUAGAAUGUCAUGUCUGAUUUAUAAAAAACAAAAUGAUACAAAAUGAUUUUGUUAAAAUGCUUCUAAACAAAAAUUUGACUAACUUGAGUGUACAAGGCAACUAUUAGAAAAGAAAUGUAUUUAUUUUCAGACAUGAUUCAGUGGCUUUUUUUUUUUUUGGCCUUUGCCAUGUUUUUCCCCCGUCGUUUAUCACAUGCAAAUGUCACCUAGCAUAUUGGUGUAUUGCCUGUACAAAGAAAACCAGAACCAGAUUGAUCAAAGUCAGUGUUAUAUUAGGUACCAGUGUAUGAACGUUGAAAGUAGGAUUUCCUUUGCCAAUGUUUGAUAAAUUUGUACAAUGAAAAGAAGAUUCAGCUGGUUGGUCACAAGCAAUUUAUGUUCUGUGAAUGUGAUUUAUUGCUAAAUAGAACAAUUGAGACUAAUUGGAAAUGUCACAUAUUGUGCCAAGAUUAGAUAAACCAAGCACUUGUUUUGUUGUAGAAAUGUUAACGCUGCUAAACACUAACUUGUACAUCUUCCUUUUCCCUCCCUGCUUAUACCUUUUCAUAUUUCCUCUUUAUUUUGUAAAUACAUUUUACACACAACUUAAAAUUUCAUGUUUGACACUUGUCAACUACAUUGCAACCGAAUUGUUUCUCCAGAAAAUUCAAACAAGCACCGUUUUAUCCACCUAGUGUUUCCACAUUUAUAUAUAUAUAUAUUCCUUAUGUUCUCAAUUAGGCUUAUAUACUGAGAAACUCCUCUUUGUGGCAUCACUGGAUCUGUGGAUUUUUGGCAGUGGUGUUUUGAGAAAUCAUACUUAAGUGGACAGAUGUCCAGUGUCUGGAAAAAGUAUGCCUGUUUUUAUUGCCUCAGAAUAAACAACUGUAUGUGUUUCCAU